AUGUCAGAACUCAAGUUAGACAUCAAAGAAACUGAUAUGGAAGAGCCAGAGCAAAACACUGUGAUCGGUAUUGUGAAAGAAGCUCAACGACUAUAUAAUAUCGAUAAGGAUGUAGCGGCUUACGUCAAGGAAGAAUUGGAUAAGCAACUUGGAGCAACUUGGCAUGUCAUAUGCGGGAAAUGCUUUGGAUCACGAGUUUCUUAUGAAAUGGGACAUUUUCUUCUUCUUAGGUGUAACAAGGUUAAUGUGAUGAUUUACAAAUGCGGAUAUUAA
Messenger RNA from Auanema sp. JU1783, 273 nucleotides. The record is from the annotation of a GenBank genome assembly. Lineage: Eukaryota; Metazoa; Nematoda; Chromadorea; Rhabditida; Rhabditidae.